Molecule: messenger RNA, 859 nt
Organism: Leptidea sinapis
Lineage: Eukaryota; Metazoa; Arthropoda; Insecta; Lepidoptera; Pieridae
Gene: RpS5
Product: 40S ribosomal protein S5
Exons: 2
Coding region: 160-819 (219 amino acids)
Biological process (GO): ribosomal small subunit assembly; translation
Cellular component (GO): ribosome; cytosolic small ribosomal subunit
Molecular function (GO): structural constituent of ribosome; rRNA binding; mRNA binding
Source: RefSeq, a predicted model, not a curated record
GAAAUAUGUGUAUAUCGUCCCCGCCCUAACAUGAUGUUGCCAGUAAACAAUUGAAAUGUAAUAAAGUUAUGGCAGCAUUGUAAAAAACUUCCUUUUCGCUCGUGUACUUUUGACAACACGAGGUUAUCAUUUUAGAAUUCUUUUCUAAAAGAUUAAAUAAUGGCCGAGGAAAACUGGAAUGAUGAUGGCAUGGAGUCAGGCGGCGUGGCCAUUGAUAACCAGCCACUGCCCCCAGCUGCAGAUAUCCCUGAAAUCAAAUUGUUCGGAAGAUGGAGUUGUUACGAUGUUCAAGUGUCGGAUAUGUCUUUGCAGGAUUAUAUAUCCGUGAAGGAAAAAUACGCAAAGUACCUACCCCAUUCAGCUGGUAGGUAUGCUCACAAGCGAUUCCGUAAGGCUCAGUGCCCAAUCGUUGAACGAUUGACUAAUUCAUUGAUGAUGCAUGGACGUAACAAUGGCAAAAAGUUAAUGGCAGUGCGUAUUGUGAAGCACGCAUUUGAAAUUAUCCAUUUGUUAACUGGUGAAAACCCUCUUCAAGUCCUGGUUACUGCUAUUAUCAAUUCUGGACCUCGUGAAGAUUCUACUAGAAUUGGUCGUGCUGGUACGGUCCGUCGUCAGGCUGUGGAUGUGUCACCAUUAAGAAGAGUCAACCAAGCCAUUUGGUUACUUUGCACAGGUGCUCGUGAAGCAGCCUUCAGAAAUAUUAAGACCAUUGCAGAGUGUGUUGCUGAUGAACUCAUCAAUGCAGCAAAAGGUUCAUCAAACUCUUAUGCAAUUAAGAAGAAAGAUGAGUUAGAGCGAGUCGCUAAAUCUAACCGUUAAGUUUUUAUAAGCAGGGGACUAAAUAAACAAAAAAUACUUA